AUGGCUACAAAUGACAAUGUCGAAGACGAACAAGGGCUGUUGCAUACAGGAAAUGUGCGACGCAUGCAUGAUCUUGAGUUGACUCGAAUGAAUGAGACUAACGAACAGGUGGUUAGACAUAAACAAAUGGCUAAGUUUGAAGAGGUGAAACGUGAAGUUGAGAAUUUGAAAGAGGAAGAACAAAAGCGUGUGCGUGAAUGUGAAGACGAAAUUCGAGAGAUGAAUCGAGAAAUUGACACUGCUGAACAAGAACUCGAACAACUCAAAGCACAAUUAGAACAACUUCGGACAGAACAAGAAACAAAUGACAGAAAUCUCAAAGAAGCAAUUGAUCAAUUGAUCAAACUGACAGAAGAAGUGAAGCGUGCUCAAGAAGAAUUACAGAAACUUCGUCAACAACAACAUCAACUCACUGUUGAACGUGAUAAAUGGCAAGCGACACUCACUGAACAACAACAACUACUCAAAGAAGAACAAAAACGAUUGGCUGAUCUUGCAGAACAAAUGACUGUAUUAGAAAACGAGAAACGUCUACUCGAACAACGCAAAGAUGAACUUGUCGAUGCACUGAAAAGAGCGGAGACCGAUCGAAAUCUUGUCGAAAAAGAAUUAGCGAAGAUUGAUGCUGAACGAAGGGAACUGGAACAAGAAAUGAAAAGAUUGACACAAGAAAUCACUGCACUUGAACGAAUCGUUCAACAACUGACGGAACAAAUACAUCAAACUCAAGAGGAAAUAGUUCAAUGUGAACAAGAAUUGAAUGAACAAAAUGCACGUCUCCAAGAACUGGAAGAGACCAAGCAGCAACUGGAGAGUGAAAUCCAGCGACUGGAAGAAUCAAUUCGACAUAUCGAAGACAUGAUCAGGGAAGUAGAUAACAAAGAACGCGAAGUGAACGCACAAAUCGACCAAAAGAAUCAAGAAAAACAAAUGGUUGAAAGUGAACAACAAGCAGCUGAAGCUGAAGUUCAACAGUUGCAAGCUGCUGUCGAAGCACUUAAUAGUGAAUUAGAAAUGUUGAAAAAUAAUCUUGCUCAACUGAACAAUGAAGUCAACCAGUUGGAAGAACAAGUACGAGCAGCUGAGACUGAACUCAAUCAAGCACAAGAAAUGGUGCAACGAACAGAGACGGAAAUGGGACGUGCACGAGCCUAUAUCUCCAAUCUGACCGAGCAACUUCAAGCAAAGCAAGCUGAAUUAGCGCAAGAUGAACAACAGAAAGUGCAACUUGAAGCGACACUCGCUCAGAAACAACAAGACCUUCAACGAGCCAUUGAGACAGUCAGCCGACUCGAACAAGCCGUCUCUGAAGCUACAAACAAACUUGAUGCAGCGACGGAUCAGUUUCAUCAGGACACAGAAACGUUGCAUCAAGAACAAGAACGUGAACUGGAAAUGCAAGCAGAAGUUGAAGACCAAGAGUCAACCGUUAACAGAGCACAAAACGAGGCAAAUGCCUGUGAUCAAAAAGAGAGCGAAGCCAAACGAGAAUUAGAUACGACGAUGCGUGAGGAAAAACAGGCGCAAACCGAUUUGGACGAAGUGAAAAGAAAGUUGCGAACUGCUGAGAUUGCACUUAAUGCUGCUGAAGCGGCUUUAACGUUUGGAUCGUUUAUCCCUAUUAUUGGUGUAGCUUGCCGAGCUGGAGCGGCUGCUAUGGUUGCAGCCCGUGCGGCGACUACUGCAGCUUUACAGGGAGAAGUGACCAAAGCAGAAAUAAAACUGACUCAAGCGACCACGAAACGUGAACAAGCUUUCUCUUCGCAUCAGUCUGCAGUCGACGAUAAGCGUCAGGCACAUGCAAAUCUCAAAGAAGAGAAACGAACACUCAUGACGAAGAAGAAUGAAUGGAAACGUCAGAUCGGAGUAAAAAAUGCAGCACAACGACAACUGGAUCGGCAAAAAGCAAUUAUGGAAAAAGCUACCGCGGAUCAUGUCCAAGUUGAACAUCAAUUAGCUGAAGCCAAAGAACAACAUACAACAAAGACAAAUGAAGCUCACGAUGCUGAAGCUCAAGUUCAAAAACAGACUGAACACGUAGCACAACUGACAAGAGAAGCAUCAGAAUUAGAGAAAAAUCAGGCACAAGCUCAACAAACACUUACUACCACAGAGAACACUUUGAGAGAUGCUCAAGCCAAACAUCAGACAGCAGAAG
Molecule: messenger RNA, 2158 nt
Organism: Didymodactylos carnosus
Lineage: Eukaryota; Metazoa; Rotifera; Eurotatoria; Philodinida; Philodinidae
Source: the annotation of a GenBank genome assembly